Molecule: messenger RNA, 2969 nt
Organism: Chlamydomonas reinhardtii
Lineage: Eukaryota; Viridiplantae; Chlorophyta; Chlorophyceae; Chlamydomonadales; Chlamydomonadaceae
Exons: 16
Coding region: 161-2347 (728 amino acids)
Biological process (GO): translation
Molecular function (GO): GTP binding; GTPase activity
Source: RefSeq, a predicted model, not a curated record
CUAACUCAGUUCUGUUUGGUGCCAGCAGUAGAAUUGUUCGGACGCACCCGGCGUGCAACAAAUACUGAUCUUGUCAGGAAGGACUGCUGUCUUAGCCCAUCACAAAUUUUAAGCCUGCGCUAGUCUGCCUUGUUACCUAUCUUACCUUUCUUGGACUGAAAUGACGAAAGGCAAGAGAGGCGCAUUCUAUGACGACGACGACCUUGACGAUGGCUACGAUGACGACUAUGACGAUGAUUACUAUGAAGAGGAGCCCGCUCCAGCUCCUAAGAAGGCCGAGCUAGCCAAGCCUCAGGCAGGGGGCAAGCAGCCUGCACAGACUGCACCCAAGGCAGCCCCGUCAGCCGCUCCGGCGCGCGCAGCAGGUGCCUCCAAGCUGGCUCAGAGCCUUUGCGACCCGCCGCCACCGGGCCCCGGUGGCAAGGCGCAGAGGGGGGCCAAGCCCGACCCCGCUGUCAAGUCGUUGCAUCAGCCCACCUACCCGGUAGCUCCAGCUGCCACCAGCUCCAGCCCAUUCCAGUUUGACACGCCCUCGCCAGACGAUGCAGUGAAGGCGGCACAGGAGCGGAAGCCAGGCGCCGUAGCGCCGCCGGCAGCCGCCGCCGCGCCGACGGCUCCCUCACUGCCCCAGAACAAAAACUUCCUGCGGCCUAGCCCCAUGCUACAGCAGCAGAAGCAGCAGCAGGGCGGGCCGGCCAAUGGCGAGGGCGCUGACGAGGCGGCACGUGGCGUGGCGGCACUGGGCUUGACGUCGGCUGCUUCUGGUGGAAGCGAGGGCGGCACCACGCCGGGCGGCGGCACGCGGCAGCACCACCCGCACCUGGGGCACCCCGAGGCGCCCAACGCGCUGUCCCACCCAGGCGGGCUGCACGGGCUGCACACGCGGCGGCCAGUGACCGAGUACGUCAUGGAGGCGGACCUGGCCAGGGACGUGGCGGCAGCCACCGCUUCCGAGUCCUCCUCCACCUCCACCUCCGGCUCCUCCUCCGGCUCCUCCAAGCCGCCGCUGCACCUGGUGGUGCUGGGCCACGUGGACGCCGGCAAGUCCUCCCUCAUGGGCCGCCUGCUGCACGACCUGGGGCUGGUCAGCGCCAAGGAGGCGCACAAGUUCCAGCGGGAUGCGGCGGCGGCGGGCAAGGGCUCGUUCGCGUGGGCGUGGGUGUUGGACGAGCGGCCUGAGGAGCGCGAGCGCGGCGUGACCAUGGACGUGGCCAUGACCCGCUUCGCCACCAACAGGUUCGCCGUCACGCUGCUGGACGCGCCCGGGCACCGCGACUUCGUGCCCAACAUGAUUGCAGGCGCGGCCCAGGCCGACGCGGCAUUGUUACUGGUGGACGGGUCCCCCGGUGGCUUUGAGGCGGGGUUCAGCGAGGGCUCUGGCGGCUUGCACGGCGCCCCCGGCGGCCAGACGCGCGAGCACGCGGCUUUGGCCCGCAGCCUGGGCAUUGAGCAGAUGGCGGUGGUGGUCAGCAAGCUGGACACGUGCGGGUACGACCAGUCCCGGUUCGAGUCCAUCCGCGCGGCGCUGCUGCCGUACCUCAAGUCUGUGGGCUUCAAGGAGUCGGGGCUGCAGUGGCUGCCCGCCGCGGGGCCGCUGGGGGAGAACCUGGUGGGGCCACCGCAGGACCCGGCGCUCAAGGCCUGGUGGGGCCCCGGCCGACCCUGCGUGACGGACGCAAUUGACGCCUUCGCGCCGCGGGAGCGCGCCGUGUCGCGGCCGCUGCGCCUGCCCGUGUCAGACGUGUUCAAGAGCAAGACAGGCGCGGUGGUCCUGGGCGGCAAGCUGGAGGGCGGCGCCAUGCGGCCCGGCAGCAGGGUGGUGCUGGUGCCGGGGCCGGCGCAGCCCUUCGCCGUCCGCAGCCUGGAGGUGGGCGGCGGCGCCGCCAAUCUGGCACGCGCGGGCGACAGCUGUGAGGUGGCGCUGGUGGCGCACGGCGGCGGCGGCGGCGGCGGCGGCGCCAUUGACCCCUCCCUGGUCGCCCCCGGCGCCGUCCUGUGCCACGCCGACUUCCCCGCGGUGCUCGUCACCAAGUUCCAGCUGCGACUCGUGGUCCUGGACGUGCCGGUGCCGCUGCUGCGCGGCCAGGCGGUGACGCUGCACGCGCACGUGGCGCGCGAGGAGGGACACCUCAGCGCGCUGGUGGCGCUGCUGGACCCGCGCACGGGGGAGGAGGUCAAGGCCCGACCGCGCUGCCUGACGCGCGGGCAAUCGGCGCUGGUGGAGGUGACGUCCAGUCGCGGCCUGGUGCUGGAGGAGUACGCGCACUACCGGGCCCUGGGGCGUGUGGCGCUGCGCGAGGGCGGCCGCACGCUGGCGGUGGGCGUGGUCACCCAGCUGCUGGAGUAGGCGGCUGUGGUGGUGGGCACGGACGCUGCAGGUGGGGCCUGUUUGUGGUGGGGGCAUUUGGGCGGGGGCUGGGGUGUGGUGGGGUGUGGCGUGGUGUGGCGGGCGCUGCGUGGCUGUGUUGUCGGCAGGUGUGGUGCGGUGGUGUUGGUCUAUGUUGUAGGGCUAUGUUGCCUCUGGUUGCAUGGGCGCAGCAGGUGGGUGCAGGUGUACUCGUGGGUGCGUGCAUUUUGCAUAGACGGCAGGCGACGGCUGUUGUGGUGGUGGAUAUUGGGCGCAUCCGAGUAUUUCCGAUGUUUGGAGGGCUGGAGGUCGGGUGGGCGAGAUUAUGUUAUCUGUUUCUCCGUCCAGCUCUUCGUCCUCUCCUCGAAACCCAUGGCCGGUCGUGCCCGUCGCGACCAGACCUUGCCGUGGUCGGCGGCGAGCCGGCGACAGCUGCCCGCGGUUGCUGGGGCUAAAGCCACGGGAGUCCCCUGCUUGUCGAGCUGCCGGACGUAGCGGACCAGACCUUGGGGCCACCAUCGCUGCUACUGCCGCAACUGCUGGCUGCUGUGAUGAUACGAGUACGUACACUCUGCUAUAAUUUGGUGUACUGGACCAAAACAAUCUGUAAAAUGACGCAUUA